Messenger RNA from Ctenocephalides felis (cat flea), 14881 nucleotides. RefSeq lists its product as uncharacterized. The transcript is spliced from 94 exons. NCBI's taxonomy places the organism in Eukaryota, Metazoa, Arthropoda, Insecta, Siphonaptera, Pulicidae. The record is from RefSeq and is a predicted model, not a curated record. Gene Ontology annotation, biological process: synaptic vesicle endocytosis.
AUGAGGAUAACUGUCAUAUGAACAAAUAAUAAAAAUAAGUAGUAUCAGUAAAAAUGUGAGAAUUAUUAUUUGAAACGCAAGUAUUAAAUUUUUCAAAUUAGUGUCUAAAAAAACUGCCAUCAUGGAGAUUGAUAUUAAUGAGACACGUUAUACUCAACAUGUUUUUCUUGAGGAUCUUAAAAUGGAUUCGAAUAUGAUGUGGUUGAUUGGGUCUUUAGUGUCAGCAUUGGUUUGGAUUGUCUACAUAACCUUUUAUAAUUCCAGAGUUUUUGGGUAUAUUGUUACUAGAAUGGUUAAUAAAUUUAUUAGCAAAGGGACAUUUUUUAAACUAGGUUCAAUUACAGUCAGUCCAUUGGCAGGCAAGUUAAUGUUUCGAGAUUUUGUAUAUAUACAAAGUGAUUUUACAGUUCGUAUUCAAGAUGGUUAUUUUAUUUUUCGCUGGUGGAGAUCUUAUAUCCCUAAAGAUGUUUCUGAGGAUCUUAGUCAUUCUGACACGAGACUUUCUAUGCUACUUAAUGGAUUUGAACUGCAUGUUUAUAAUAGAACUCGUCUAUAUGCAAAAUUAGAAAAGACAUUUGGUUUGGAACCAUCAAUAUUUUUACCAAAUGAUUUUGAUCAUAUUUCUGAUAUCAUUAAUUCAUCAGAGAAGACUCUAAAUGCUUCAGAAAGAAUAAAAAAUGCAGCUUAUAAAUCUAGACCAGAAGCAACAAUGGCUAAAACUUGGAGAGAUUUGAUACCUGUUAUAAAAAUUGACAUCAUAUCUGGUCGCGUGGUCUUCGGAAAUAAAUUGAUUCCCACAACAUUAUCUAUAGGAUUAGAAGAAGCUCAUUUGUUAUAUAGCACAAAACCUGCAGCAUCUCCACUGGAUUAUCUAAUGCACUUUGUGAAAUGUCAAGCCGAUAAUUGUAAGGUCAUGCUAGCGAAUAGUCCUAAUUACACUGGGAUGAUUGAUGAACCACCCAGAUAUAUGGGAGAAGGAUUUGUAAUAAUGAGCUCAAAUUAUAUAGAAUUAUAUCUGUAUAUGGAUGAACCAGGAAUAGUUCCUGAACAACCAGGAAUCAGUCAUCUUGCUAACGGUGAUGUUGUCGAACCAUCAUUACCUAUGUGGGGAGUUGACAUUAAAUGUGGAAAAGGAACAGAUUUUAGCUAUGGACCAUGGGCAGAUAGACAGAGAGACCAUUUAUUCAAAUUUUUCUUUCCAAAUGACUGGCAAUCAAUGAAGGCCACCGAGCUUCCGAAACCUGGUGAGAAAAGACAAAUGCAAAAUUUUGAUAUACGUUUGAGUACAUUAAAUGAAGCUACCAUUGAUAUUCUAUUUUCAAAAAAUAAGGAGACUAAUGCAGUUCAUGUGAAUAUUGGAGCUGGUUCAUACUUAGACAUUACAUUACCUUGGAUGAUUGAACCUACAGGUUUUACCACUAAAAUUAAUGGUCAGCUUCUUCAUUUGGAGGCAUCAACUAGCUUACAAUAUCGAAGUUUGGCUGAAAGUGAAACAUUAGAAUUUAGUGUAAAGUGUCAUUAUCCUCUGAGAUGGAAUCAACAUCAAGAAUGGACCUUACAUCUUACAGGUUGUAAGGCAACUGCUCAUCUUAUAUAUUCACAUAAAGAAUUUUUUCAAGAUCUUGUUAAUGACUGGGCUAGUAAACAAAGACCUGACUUAUUAACAUUCGUUCCAUACACUUGGAAAUUUUCACUUCUUUUAAAGGAAUUUGAAAUAAUUACUAUGAGUAAUGAAUAUAAUUGGAUCGAUUGCAGUUCGACACAUCAAGAAAACUGUCACCUUGCAUUCUGCGGGGAUUUGUUUGAUUUUUCAUUUGACUUGCCAUUUAAAGAUUUUCUGCCACAAACCAUUCCCUUACGAUUUUGGAUACAGGGUGAAGGAUUAGAUUUAAGUUUAUAUUUACCAGAAAUUUCUACUAGUCGUCCUGUUAUAUUAGCACUUCAUUCAAAUGCCAAAAUAUUAUCAAGAAAUGGUCCAAUAAAUAGUAAUUCAUUUAAUACUAAAAAAUGGAGAAAAAUAUGUCAAAAUUCCAAUGGGUGGAUUGAUUGUUGGUCAGUUCCUAUAAUAGCACUUAGUAUUAAUUAUAUUUAUCAUCCUCGACCACCACUAGGACCUGAUCCACAGGCAGAUAUAACAACACCGGAGAAGGAAGAAAUUCUGCUAUCCCCCAUGAGAAUACCGAAAUUUCAAAAGUCACCUGCUAUUCAUUGGAAAACUCAACCUGGAGCCAAAAAUUUUGAUCCCCAAGCCCUUCCUCCAGAUAAAAUAUCAGUUGAAUUAGAAAUUGGACCUUCAGUUCUAUUGGCAUAUGGAUCAGUGCUUAGAAACUUUAUUCAUCUUAAGGAAAAUAUUUUUGGUGACAGUCAAACAUUUACUGACAUGCAUCAAAACUGUACACAACAAAAUGAAAAAAACACUUCGAAUUCUUCAGAUAAUUCAGCUAAUGUGCCUGAAAUAAAUGUAGAAUUUCACGGAAUGCAGAAAAAUCAAUUUGAUCCAAGAAUGUACAGACCAUUAGAUGUUGUUGUUACUAUAACAAUGCAUGAUAUUCAAGCUCACUUAGUAAAGAAUUGCAAUCCUGAGGACCCUCCAUGUCCAGUGAUAAUAAUUGAACGCUUAGGUUUUGAAAUGCACAAAACAUUCCGUGAAACUAGAUUACAGCUUUUGCUAUCACCAUCAUUUUUAAUUUGUGCAGAUAACAAUGUGAGGAUGAACAAAGACAAACAUUUGCAACAAGGUCAUUUAAUGCUAUCUGCGUUGCAGGUUCGUGGUGAUGCAAUGUUUAGUAAUGAAGGUUGUUCAUUGGAUGAUGAAACGUUGGAAUAUGCCUGGCUAGUUGAAGCACAACUUGGCAAAUUUUCUGGAAAAAUUACUAUGCCACAGUUGUGUCAUAUAAUUACUGGGCUUGAAACAUUAGUAUUAUUAGUAAUUGAUGCUGAGAAUUGUUUGAGGCCACCAAGCAAUGUGCGACUUUGCCAUCAUGGUGUAGCAUCUGAUAUGUGCACACAUUCCAUUAAUGAAAUUCGAUACAGAUGUCCAUCAAGUGAAGAUAUCAAAUACCGAAUGGUUAGACUGGCGAUAGAUGCUGUAGAUAUGUAUUUAGUGGAACAUGGUACUGCACUACAUACAUGGAUCUCUCCUAUUAGAUUUUCUACUUGUAAUUUGCAUGGUCAUCAAGUAAAAUCAGGUAUAACAGGAAUGCUGCCCUUAAUAUUGAUCAGGCAAUUUAUAUCUGCUGAUAGUCAUUUCAGUAAUUCAUAUAGCAAUACAAAUACUACUAGCAGUGGUCGAUCUAAUUAUACUUAUAAGGAACACAGAAGUUGCCAUGAACUGUCUGAACAUUGGCUGGAAGUGGGAUUCAUGACUUUUGGUCCUGUUAUUAUAGAGGCUGCAACUUCUUUGCCUUCUCCUGAUCAUAGUUUACAUAUUGUUCAACAUAAAUUUUUAAGAACACAUGAUAAAAAGACGAAGCGCUUAUGGUUUCUGUGGACCACUGAAGAUGAAGGUGUCUCAAAAGAUAAUUCAAAAAAUCCCCAUUGCGGAUGUCUUGGUGGCUGUGCUUUCUUUGGCAGUAAUAAAAAUGGUGCAUGUUUUUUUAAACCAAAACCACAAGACAAAGAAGAUGGAAUUAAUGUUGCAGUUUUUUGUAUAAAUAAACCAAACGAAGAUAUUGGAUUUGGUCAAAGCCUUCUACAUGAAGGGCAGCUAAUAUUUCGAACUGCUCCUUAUGAUACGAACAAUAUAAUAUUACAAGAAUCAUAUACAUUGCAUAGAGAAAGUCAAAAGUCAGGAGAUGCUAAGUUACACAACAGAAUGUCAACUAAGGAAUGUAGAUCAGCAGCUAAAUUGGAUGAUAUCACUAGUCUAAAUAAUAAAUUGAAUGCAUCUAAGCAAUCAUUUUCAUCAAUUAGUAACUCUGAUGAUUGGAAGGCUGUAGGACGACGGUUCUCAUGUACUUCUGCAAGAAGUAAUGCUGCCAAAGCUUGUGAAGUGCCUUACGGAAGAUUGAAAGAGAAUGAUCCCAGCAAUGAAUACGAUACUAGAGUAUUGAGUUCAAGUUUACAGAUAUCUCAAGAAACUAAUGCCCCCAAAAGCAGUGCAUCUGAUUCUAGACUUGCUGUUGAUUAUUUUGGAAUUGGCUCUGAUGAAGUUACAAUAAAAGGCAGUGACUACAAUGGAGAAACAAGCAAUGUUUUGGAAUCAGAGUUACUCUUGAAUGUAGGAUCCGAUUGUUCAGAAAAAUUUAGGCAAAAUGUUCAAAGAACAAUUUCUAUGACAAGUGACAGUCAUUCGGAAGCUUUUUUCUCUGCAGAUGAAGAUUUAACAGCAAGUAGAACUGCUAGUUUAAGACAUACUGCAUUGACAUCAGAUCAAUUUAAUCUUAAUGGAAAUAAUAGGAAAAAAUGUGCAAGUGAUUUGAGUAUUACAAACUUAGACAAAAAGAUGGAGGUUAAGAGAGAGUUGGGUGUUCCUGAUGGUAUUUCAGGAGUUUGUCAAUUUGGUAGGAAAGCAACGAAACAUACAACUCAUUGCAGCGAUCAUGAGAUCAAUUCAAAUGUUUUUCUUUAUCCUAUGGAUAGAAAAAUUGCUGAACAAGACACUUUGAAUAACCAUGAAAUGGAUUCAUCGGAUUCAAAAUCUGCUUCAAGCAGUUCUUUUAUAUCGGCUUUGUCAUCACAAGAGGACAUCACAUUAGUUAAUCUACACAUGCAAGGAAAUAAACCUAUUAUUGAUUCGCCGCUUCUUAUGGCCAGUUAUGUUACACAUUUAGCACAGGUCCGGUGCUCCAAAUGGACUACAAGUUCAUUACCUUUUGGAACAGAUGCCUUUUCAAUGCCAGUUUUUAGAAAAAAUAGUGAGGGAUGCAUGGUUUACAUAGGCUCCAGAUAUUUACCGCAUUUUGAUACAAUGGUCGAAGGCCUUUCAAACCUGCGCAUGGUGGAUAGGAGUGAUUCAUCGCCUACCAAUCGUAAAACACCUCAAGGCGUGCAAUCUCAUCCAUAUACAUGGGAUAGUUCUAUUUUGCUCGCGGCUAGCAGUGAAUCAGAGCCAGAUCAUAUAGGUGAAGGAGCAAACUCUGAUAGAGAAUUUUUAGCUUGUCAAACAGAAGCAGUAUCACGAAGCACUUGUAUUGUGCGCUUCAAAGGGGGAGUAGAUGUUAUGAUAACUCCACUUGUGCUAGAAGGCUUGCAAAGGCUGAUUGACAGCCUGACGCCAACAAUGGCUAGUUUGCAUCUUCUUACUGUAGUCAAUCAUUUGCAUGCAUCAUGUGUAGGAAAAGUACAAGAUGCUAAUAUAUUAAAGAAAGAUGAAUCAUUGAGUUAUUGGUCUCAGGUACAUAGCAAUUCUAAACACAGUACAACUGAACGUCAAAUGACUAGUGGCAAAGGACCAAAAGAGGAAUAUGUUCAGACUAAUGUGUAUGAAGAAUGCAUAUCAACACAGCUUCAAGGAAUUAUCAUUUUUCCUAAGAUAAAUAUUACCAUAUUUCAAACAUCAGUAGUUGAAGAACUGAUUUCCUUCGCAGCUCUAGAUAAUAUACAGGAUUUGACUUGUGCUUCUCUAUUAGCAGUUUGUUUUGAAAGUGUAACGCUAAGGUGUCACAUUGGCAAGCAGGCGAAAGAAGUCGUACAGACUUUAAGUAGACCAACUGCUCCAAAUCGGGGAUUGAAGAAAGUUACGGGGUUAAUGCGAGGUCCGCGCGCCUUUAUAUCUGGGAAUCUGCCCAGUAGAGCGAGCCAAGAUGCUCUACCAAGUGAGCCAGACUAUAUUGAAACAUCCGAAAUGCAGCAAGAAGAAUUACUUGUUACACUAAAUGUUGGAAGAAUACAUACACAGCUUAGACGUUUACGGAAUGAGAGUUCGAUUUUAAAGGAUGCGAUUAUUACGUCAAUUCCUUCACAUUGCUCUCGCGUUUUAUUCACAUGCGUGAGGAUAUCAUCUGCUGUCCCUUCAUCAGUGUUCUAUCAGCAAAUGAAUCAAGCUGAAAAUACUCCUUUGAAAACAUUUGCCACUGACAUUGGAAGUUCUAAUGGUAACUUAUUGGACAAUUCAAUGGGGUUUAUAAUGUUUGAAUGUGGUUUGGAAGGUGUUUCUAUUAAGAUUGUGAAACGAUCCCAGCGUGACAAUAAUGAAAAUGGUCAAAACGGUAAUAAAAGCAGGGAAAGUGAAGUAUUUUAUGAUGAUUCAGUACACUCAAAACAGAGUACUGAUAAUACUAAGUUAGAGAACAUUUCAAGUAGCACUCCAAUGCCUGAACAGAAGUCUUAUCACAAUGGCCAAUUAAGUACGGCUCCUACUCCAACAAGUUACAGGAAGAACACUAUGAAUAGUAUUGGAUUUGAAAUACCUAAUAAUCAAAAUAGUACUGUAUUAAAAGAUGACAAUGGAAAAACUUCAUCAUGUGUGAUUGAAUUCAAGACGGUAUGGUUUAACUUUGCUGCACCACCCAGAGCACCUAUUACUAGAAAGCUAGACUUUACUAGAUUGGAUUGGAAUCUUCUAAGUACUGCUUCUUCAGCUAUCAAUGCCUGGAUGAAUCCAAGUAAUAGAUUUUUUAUAAAAACAAUGACUAUGUGCAAAUCUAUGUAUAGACGCAGAACUGCUGUAGUAGUUUGUCUCAUGGCUGAUGCUCUUGAUGUUCCUUCUAUACAUAUUCCCGUUAAGAGCCGAUAUGGUAAACUAACACCACUUGCAAAAACUUUGCAAGAAGAUCCGUCUUGUCAGUUGUGCUGUGUUUUGCAAAAAUAUGUGCUUCUUGGCGAAGUUAAAGCUGUUGAAAACAAUCUGAGAGAAUCAGAAUUACCUUUGCUGUCUACACUCAGAGAAGGCGUGAUUGUAUUAAGUCGACAGUGGAAAAAUGUUUUAUAUACUCCAUUACUACUUGAACAUAAAUAUAAAACUAAAUUAGUACGACCUAUUAAUAUUACAAUCUCUAUGCCUGAGACUGAUGAGGAAAAUUUGUUCGUUGAUGAGACUGAAGUCGAAGGUACAGAAAUGACAGAUGAAUGUGCUACUUUACUCAAUAAUAAUAAAUCUAAAUAUGUAAUGAAAGAACUAAAUGAACCAUUGCAACCAAUGAAUGGAGUGCCAGUAAACAUAUCUGCAGAUUUCAUUAAACCAAACAUAUGCAAAGAGGGUGUUACUGAUCGAGUACUAACGUCGCCAAGUCUAAAAUCAGGAACUGGAUAUGGGACACUGCGAGAAGAACAACAUGGUUCUGUAGGAAGCGUCUGCUCUUCAGGUGAAAGUGGUAAUAACCCUUGCACAAGUCCUGUAGUGAGCAAUGAAAGGAGUGCCUCAAUAUCUGCAACGAGGUUUGGAGAAGAUCUUUAUAGUUGGAUGGCAAAACAAGAUACAAAAGAAGAUUAUGAUAAUAAAUUUAAAGACUUGAUGGCUAAAACCGGUCGCGUACGCGAACCUCUGAUUGAUAAUAUGGCUGCUAGUGGGGUCAAUAUGUAUCCAAUUCAUGAUUCAUUAAAACUUCUGGAUGCACACCUAAUAUUUGAACCACUGCUAACUUGUUUAGGAGUGAUGCCACAGAAAAUGCUGCCUAACAUUAGUGAAGGUAAAGCAAACUAAUAUUUAACCUAUUCAGAUAAUUUAUCAUCCUUGGAUGCACUUGGGACAAAAUUAUCACUUAUUGGAAGUAUAGAUAUGUUGAGAAUAGAUAUUGUAGUUAGUGAAAGCAAAACUGACAAGAAAAAAUCCAAGUUUAAUACAAAAUCAAAAGGACACAAAUUUAUACUAAAAAUUUCACCAGAAACGCCAGCUUUUGUUUGUGAAAAAAUGGGUGUACAGUUGGAAUUAAAUAAAGUAGCUGAUGUUUCCAUAGACGAAGCAGUUCGAAGACAGAGUGUCCUAUACUUGUCUAGAGGACAGUUACGAAAACAUACCUCAACAAUAUUGAAUUUUAGUUUGAAUAUUAAUUAUAUUUCGCAACAGAUAAAUAUGCCCCUUCUUCGUUUACUUCAUCAAAUAAGCAAUAUGUAUCAAAAUGUUAAAAAUACUCAAAAUGAAUUAAGAGAACAGCAUGCUGAUAUGAAAAUGCCAACUGAAAAUGGCAUAUCUGAAGAUAUCUUUGCACAACCCAGAGAGGCCUCUUCAUUAGUGUCUGCAAAUAAUGAUCAUUUGUCUUCCCAUACGUUAAUUGGAUCUUUAGAUAAAUCUAUAAUGCUUGACGCUCCUGUAUCAAGUUUUAAUAGUCAAGUUUCUGAUAUUGUGAUAUCUCACUCGGUUAGUGCUCAAAAGGUUUGUUCUUUUACUUCACAACCCCCAACUUCUCAAUCGCCUAGCUUCCGAAUACGACCGCAGAGUUUGGCACAGAAAUUAAGAUCUACUAGUAAAACAGUAAAAGGAAAACUCGGAUAUACCAAUUUAAAUGAAGGAACAACGUCGCCAACCGAGAUAAGAAAUGAUUCAUUUUCGAAUUCUGCUGUUGAAAGAAUAACAGUUAUAUCCGAAAAAGGACAGCAAAAAUCAGGAAUUGCCAAUGGUAUCUCAUCAACAAAUUGCUGGAAAACAGUUUAUUAUUUGUUAGAUCUUUAUGCAACUCAACCUGACACUAAAACAAUUCCUCACAGAUUUUCUGUGGCUCCGGAUAUAUCAGAACAUUAUAAAAAUGUUCGAAAAUUUAAUCUAGUAUCUGAAGCAAAGUCUCAAGAUGAUAUAGCACCAGGAGAUCAAACAAGUUCAACACCAAUCCAAACAAACCGAGAUUUAGGCAUUUUUGGUAAUGAGCGAGCUAGGUGGGUAGUAUUUGGAAUAGCCAGAAUACAUAGGACUCGAUUAUUGGCAACAUUAAGUGGGCUGAAGUUGGAAGCAGAAAUUACCAGUCUUCAGAGUAGCCUUACAUGUAAAAAGCGAUUGCACACUGCUAGACUAGAAUGCUCAUUAACAGGGCAAGUUGGAAAAACUAUGAUAGUACUAUUGGAAGGCGUAGCUCCAAAUCAACAAACUGUAGUGAAAGUGACUGUUGGAAAAUCGCAGACAUUAUAUUCUAGUAUAUCAAGAAAAAAUAAAAAUAAAAACUCUGGACUACUGACUGUAGGAGCUGUAAAUAUUGACAUUCCCCAACAUCCUGUUGCACUGCAUGGCAUGAUGACUAGAGGUUCAAAACAACUAUCAUCAACUUUGCAGGAGUUACGUGUAGUACGUACGAGUGGCAGAAUAUCUCGAAGUGGAGGCGUUUAUCACACAGAAGACAUCGAAUCUAGCAGUGGGGUUCAACAGACGGGGAAACAAUCACCAAUGCAACCCAACGAUACCGCUCACACGAAAAAGCCACGUGAAAGGAGUAAAACACCUGGCACAACUGCAGCAACUUCGGGAUUGCUUCAACCUCUUGUAAUGCAGUUUCUCAUUAAUUUGGAGAGUUUAAGUAUUACUGCAGCACUCUUGCCAUCGUUACAAGCUCAGUAUAAAAUGGAUAAAGUGCAGAGUACAGGAGUUACAGGGAGCAAAGCCAAAUUUACUAUAGAUUUACCACAACACAGUCUAAGUUUUAAUACUAAAAUACAGGCAUCCGAAGCCAAUUUACCUUCAGAAGCAAGUAUAUCACUACCAAAAGUUCAUGUUGGGGCUGAAUAUAUUUUAGAAAGUGAUCAUCAAGAAGCAUCUAAUAAAGAAUCUUUCAGAGAAGAGACUCGGAAUAUUGAUGGUUUAAUACUUUGCCAAGGAAGUUAUUUGAAUGCUACUGCUGAUAUUGGAGCUUUUGAGCACAGUCUUACAACAGAUAUGCUCAAUCAUUUAGUUUUUGUUCAGAAAGUUUUUAUGAAGGAAGUCAAUGAAGUUGUUCAAAAAGUUUAUGGCGGUGAGAAACCUGUUCCAUUAUGGCUCGAAGAUCAUGAUGAAGCUAGUACAACAACUGUUAAACAAAUUUUAUUUUCUCUUAUAAUUCGUAUAAAAAGGGUUCAAUUAACCGCAACUACGCCCACUAAUUCCGCAGUACGCCUUGAAACUGGAGCAGUCGAUUUUCAGCUAUCGAAUCGAGUACGCAAUGUUUCUGUUUCAGACAGUACUCGUUCAUCUUCUGCUCUUAAACUAUUUGGGAAAGCACAGGUGGAUGUGAACUUAAGCCUUGGUCAACUACAUCGUAAUGUUAUUUUUGAUGAAGCUGAACCGGAAUUUCAACAGUUUGCAUUUUUUAAUACUAGAAUUGGCUUGCGUAAUGCAUUUCAAGAUGAAAUGGCUCGAGAAGAUAUGGAGGUUGUGCUCAUAACAUUAAAGAGACCAUUAAUUUAUAUUCAACCCAUGGCUGUAGAUAGAGCAAUAUUAGUCUGGCUGAAUUAUAAAAAUGCUUAUGAGUAUUGGAAUGAAAAUCGUGCAAAUUUAAAUAAAGAAGUUUUGACUGCUACUCAACAGGUUUUAGAAAAAGUACAAUUUGGGCAAUUGAGUGCACCACAUCUUGGAACUUUGUUUCUGCAAUUAACAGUUGAAGACAUGGGAAUUUGUUUGCCUUUAAAUCCACUACCUUUGUCUUCUUGGACAAAUAGAGGAAUAUAUGAUUAUGAUUCUAAAGGGGCUGUGGUUGUUACAUUAGAGAAUACUAGUAUUUCAGCUUGCAGUUCAGGCUCAUUAGUGAGCAAAGGAAAAUUUGUUGGAUUAUGUUUACGAUUUACUGAUGAUUUUGAAGCAUCUUUAGAUGACUGGAAGCCUGAUAUGAAUGAUAGUAAUAUAAUGAAUCUUUGUGUUGUUUCUGAAGGAACAUAUGAAGUAUGCAGCAGAACAAUUGCAGCAAAACAGGGAGUAGAAAAUGCAAAGUGGUUUUUGAAUGUACAAUGGCAAAUGGAAGGUGUGGAUAUCCAUCUAGAUGUUAAUGUUGGCAAACAACUUUCAGCCUUGGGGCAUACAUUAACCAUGCUAACGGGUUCCGAAGAAGAUGAUCAAAUGAUUUUCGACUCUGAUAGUGAUGAUGGCCAAAAAACCUCACAGGAAAAUAUAUUAACAAAAAAUACUAACAAAUGGAUGGACAGUUUGCCAGCUUUUGUUUUUGACCCUAGCAUAGACGCUAAACAAAGAUCCAAAUUGAUAGAAAAGGAAAUGAAUGAACAAGCAAAAAUCAUCCAUGACUUGAGAACAUUGGGUGCAUCUCAAGGAACUAUAGAACAUGAAAUGAGAAGACUCCAUGAAUUGGAAACCUUAAUUUUUAAAGAUUUUCGAAGAGAUAUGAUAAAGAAACUGCGUCGACAAAGUAUGCGCACAACAGCAAUCAAGGAUAAGUUGGGUUUUGGUCAACACAGUACUCUUAGAAGUCGUUACCCGACUAUUGAACAAAAUAUUCAAAUGAAUGGGUCGGUUCUCGAGACGAUUGCGAGUGGCGAUAUCGGCGGAGAUACCAGCCCAGGUGGACCAUCCCGAUCUGCUUCUCUUAAAGUGCGCGGGCAGCAACGUGUUACAUUUGGAGAUGCACCUCACGUUCUUAGGCAAUCUUCUCUUCCUGGUACAAACUCAAUAGCAAAUAUAUCUGAGUCAGAUCAAAGUUGGAUAUUAGAUCCUGCAGAGGACAAUAUUAUUAUAGACGGAACACCAGUGCAAAUGCGUCGUAAAACUACUCAAUCUACACCAUCAUCAUCAGAAACAAAGAACUUAGAUACUUCUAAAGUACAAAAGCAACAAGAACCAAAUAUAGAUUUUGAAUUAGAUGUCAAGGUUUUAAUCAACAGUGGAAAAUGUGUUCUUCAUACAAAAGAUAUUGCCAAAGAAGAAGAGAUAAAAAUGCGAAUUAAAAAAGAGAGAUCAAGUUCGGCAGCUGGUUUAGAUGCUCCAUUGUUUGGUUCUCCGAGCGCAUCAAGACGGCAUCGCGAUAAAGCGCCGCCAUCAACCAAUUCUAGAUUGCGCUAUAACCACGCUUAUCUAUCACAACUAGUUGAUUUGACAAUAUUUCAUAUACCAGGUUUAGAUGUUAAGGUACAUUAUGAAUCUAAAACAUUGCCGGAAGAAUGUAGUUAUUCUAGGUCAUCAUUUGCAGAAGGUUUAAGUUUUUCUGGUCGAAAACCCGGUACAAAACGAGCGUCUUUAUUUGCUUGGACAACAUUACAAAGCAUUCCAGAAGAAACCGUGAUAAGCCCUCACAUUCUUGAAUUUUUGGAGCAGACUUUGGAGCCCAUACCUACCAAACCUAAUUUAACUACAGCAGGACAAAUAAAUAGUAGAGUUACUAUAAAUGAUGUUUCUAACUAUGGGCAGUAUGUUUACACUUCCUUUCCAGUAGACGUGAUAGUAUAUUUUCAUAUGCAGCCAUCAACAUUCAGAUUUUCUUGUCUACCCGUGUCUCGAGUGGAAUGCAUGCUUCAACUACCAUCUCUUGAUAUAGUAUUUAGUUCAAAACGACAGGAGGAAGAAUUGUGCAAGUAAGUAAUACUUGUUUUAAUUGUUAAUCAUUAUGAAUUUGGUUAUGCUUCAAAUGCAGCUGCUAUUGGUGGAUUAAGCGUAACUGGCUGUCUUGCUGACUUUUCUGUUUACAUAUUUCAUCCUUAUGGUGGUAAAAAAACUGGUUUAAAAGAAGCACAAUGUUCACCGCUAACAGAUAGUGAAAGAAAGGAUUCUUUGAGUAUAAAUGUUGAGUUUGUGAAAUUUCAUUUAAGUCGGUCAAGGAAAUUGACACAAACUGAUAAAUCACGAGCAGUUAUUAGAUUUUCAACUAUUGUUGACAUUGGAUCAGCCUCGUUUAAAUAUGAUAUGAGACGAUUGACUGAAAUAUUAGCCUUUCCAAAAGCUUGGUAUAGAAGAAGUAUAGUACGCCACUUAUUUUUAGGGGAUCUUAGUAUGCAGUCGCAGCAUUUGGAUGAUACUUUUCCUGAAGAUGGCAAAAGUAUUGAUAAAUUUUGUACCAGCUUACUAUCAAUAACAAAUGACAAAACCGCCCACAAGGAAAAAUUAACUCUCAGCUUUGAAAAUGAUUUACCUAAGCAUGUGCAUCUUGAAGGAUCAAGUUCUGCUUGGGAGACAUUGGUUUUGUUUGCUGUUAAUUUUACAAAACUUAGUGUUCAAAUGAAUAUGGGAAAUGUUAUGGGAAAUGUGAUGUGGAUGACAAAAGACUUCAGAUCACAUGGUAGGCUAAGUAUAGGCAGCACAGGGCAUAAAAAUAUGUAUCUUGGAUUUGGUCUUGGAGGUUCAAGUCUUGAUGCCAAAGGCGGGAUUGUAGGCGGUACGAUUGAACUCAGCCAAAUAAAUACACAUGUACACAUAAGAGAAGAGGCCGGCUCAGAACCAGACCAUGUGAUGGGUAUAUGUCUGCUGGCACUAGAGUUGCGCUUAGAUUAUAUGGGAACGAGUGCUGUGAUGGCACGCAUAAGCAGAUUGGACGCCGAACUUCGUGACGAAUGGCGCAGAGAGCGCGGCGCCAACACCGUCACUCGAAGGCCGGCGACGAUAUUUAUACACAAUGACUUACGCUGGGAUCAGUUGCAAUUAAUGAUCAGUAAAUCAACGACUGUAGACUUGUUAAAAAUGUAUCACAAACUGGAAGAAUUCUUCUCGCAGCAAUUUAAAAGCAGCAAGCGCGUUUUCUCAUCAUUGCAGCCGCGCGCUUUUUCCCGUCCUGUAGCCAUGAAUGCCACCUCCGGAACUUCUCAGAUUGGAUCUGGAUUGAGUAGACAUAAACUUGCCAGCAAAAAGAAAUUACCUUUUACUGCUGAUAAUAAAGAAGCAGGAGGGCCAGAAAUACAAGAUGCACGCCAUCAUAGGCAUUGGCAAAAAGCAUUGCGACUUGUCACCAGCUUAGCCAAGUCUACCCUCAAAAUACCAUUGCCUGUCACAGGUACCGUUCUCGGUGGAACUAUGCAAUUACGCGGUAAUAAUAUUUCUUUGGCUUGUUUCCAUGGUAUUAAUUUUAAAUGCAGAAGUUGGGCACUAUUUAGUUUACAAGAACCAUGCAUUGAUUUUUCAACGGAAUCACAGGAAAUAUAUUCUACUGAUGGUUUCGAAGAUCAGCGAGUUCACAUUGUGCAAACUUUAACGUUUGGUCUGGGAGUAUCAGAAAGUGAACCUAAGCAGAGAAAAGUCCCUCCACUUGCUCAACAUAGAUCCAUGGCCACCGUUUGUAGAAUUUCGAGAAAUGUUAUUUUUCCACCGCAAUAUAAGACACCGCAUGAGUGGUUUCAUUAUGCCUUUGCUGGUAGCGAUAUCGACGCCGUAGAUCGUUUUCCGGUCGUAGAACGUGAUAGGCCCGAAGCUUUUGCUAAUCCGUCAGAAAGGGCUCGUAGUGCAGGGAUUAAUACACCAAGCAGCUCUAAGCUUUUGGACCUCAAUCACACACGAGAAGUCAUUUUUGCUCUGCCUAGUUUGCAUGCGCAUCUUAAAACAGAACAUCUACAGGCUUCUCUCACACCAGAUAAUACUGCUUCAAAGCCAGUAGUACAAUGCAGCUUUAUCACAGAAUUUGAGGAUCAUAUAUUUGUAACAGUUGAUGCGGAGGCAUUUUUCUUUCUCCAUGAUUUGAUUACGUCCUAUGUUAAAGAAAAGGAAAGAGUGAGUGGGCUUUUUGGUGUUAGAUCCAAUAGUCCAGAUCCCAGAACUAUGGAACAACCUUCCUCUAGCCAGAGUACCCCGGGCACAAAUGUAACGCCUGGAAAUACUUCAACCGAUGACAAGAAAAAACGAGGAUUUGAUCCUGCUGAUAUGUUUACCAAAGACUGGCGUGAUUUUAAUUGUAAAACUUGGCAUUUGGAGCCCACUGUCAGAUUAUUAUCUUGGGCUGGUAAGUCAAUUGAGCCAUAUGGAGUAGAUUACAUUUUACAAAAGUUAGGUUUUAGUCAUGCACGUACUACAAUUCCUAAAUGGAUGCAACGAGGGUUUAUGGAUCCACUAGAUAAAUUAUUAUCUGUGUUAAUGGCUCAACUUAUUAAAAUAGUACGAGAAGACUCACAACAGAAAACAUAA